Messenger RNA from Didymosphaeria variabile, 891 nucleotides. It is a transcript of the gene NUO24, whose product is annotated as NADH:ubiquinone oxidoreductase 24. Gene Ontology annotation, molecular function: NADH dehydrogenase activity. The transcript is spliced from 3 exons. The record is from RefSeq and is a predicted model, not a curated record. NCBI's taxonomy places the organism in Eukaryota, Fungi, Ascomycota, Dothideomycetes, Pleosporales, Didymosphaeriaceae. The coding region runs from base 1 to 891 and encodes 296 amino acids.
AUGGCCUCCAAGCUGGUACCGUUCAUGUAUCGCAGCGGGCCCCGCGCCUUGCGCCAGCUUCAGCGCACUCAAUGGCGGGCUUUCAGCGUCACAGCACCCGCACGGAGCGACUCCCUGAUGGUGCACCGCGACACGCCGGAGAACAACCCGUCGAUUCCGUUUAAGUUCACCGCUCAGAAUGAGGAGCUCAUCAGUGAGAUCGUCUCUCGGUACCCCUCGCAGUACAAGAAGGCCGCCGUCAUGCCUUUACUCGAUCUCGGCCAGCGCCAGCACGGCUUCACCAGCAUCAGCGUCAUGAACGAGGUGGCGCGAAUAUUGGAGAUGCCGCCCAUGCGCGUCUACGAGGUGGCUACCUUCUACACCAUGUAUAACCGGACCCCGGUUGGCAAAUUCCACGUCCAGGUCUGCACCACGACACCCUGCAUGCUCUGCAACAGUGACGCGGUCAUGAAGGCGGUGGAAGACGUUCUGGGCAUCCACCACGGCCAAACCACCAAGGACGGCCUCUUCACCUUCACCGAAGUCGAGUGCCUCGGUGCCUGUGCGAACGCCCCCAUGGUCCAGAUCAACGACGACUACUACGAGGAUCUCACAUACGAGUCUACGGUCUCGCUGCUUAAGGCUCUUCAGAACGCGGCCGAGAAGACCGGCGCACAGCCUGGAACCCCCGGUCUUGCCGGUGAUGGCUACUCGAUUAUAACCGGCGAGAACAGGAACGUUGAGAACAGGGAAGGCAUUGACCAGGGGCGAGGAUACGAGGCCGGCAAUGUGAAGGUGCCAACGCCGGGACCUUUGAGCGGAAGGAGUAGCUGUGAGCCCGCUGGCGGUCUGACUUCGCUGACGGGGGAGUUUUGGGGCAACGAGACUCUGAGGAAGGAUGGAGAGUUGUGA